CGGAGCUACCGCGCCGAGAGCCGCAGGAGCCAGCCGGGGCCCGGGGAGGAGACGAUGCCCUCGGAUCUGCUGACCCCCUUCGUGGAGCUGGACGAUCCUCUGUGCCAGGCCUUCCUGAGGUUGAACGUGGGAGAGGAGCCUGGCCCCACGGCGAGAUGCCCGGUGGGAUACCAGCGCACCUUCUCCGCCUGCCCGGCGGCACCGUCCGGCAGCGCCGAGCCCCUGGACGAUGCCCUCUGGUCUCUCCCCGGCCAGUGGGACUGGGCCCCGGCGCUGCCCCGCACCAGCCUCCAGCGCAUCCCGUUCCGGGCGGAGCGCUCGGCCAGCGUGAUCGAGGGCUGUGGGGAGGGGGCGGCGGCCGCCUCGUCCCGCUACAAGACGGAGCUGUGCCGCACCUACGAGGAGAGCGGGGUCUGCAAGUACGGGGCCAAGUGCCAGUUCGCCCACGGGGCCGGGGAGCUGCGGGGCCUGAGCCGGCACCCCAAGUACAAGACGGAGCUGUGCCGGACCUUCCACACGGCCGGCUUCUGCCCCUAUGGCUCCCGCUGCCACUUCAUCCACAACGCCGACGAGCAGCGCCAGCCCCCGCGCCUGGGGGGCCGCUCCCCCUCCUUCUCCCGCAGCGCCUCCCUGCCACCCUCGCCGCCCGGGCCCUGCCGCUGCCCUGCCGGGGAGCCCCCCUGUUUGGUCUUCUCGGCCACCGCCGCUCUGGGCCAGGACGGAGCAGGGGGGGCUCCGGCCGCCCCUGAUGCCUUCGUCUUCCCCGGGCAGCUGUUGCUGCAGAGGAGCCCUUCCUCCGACUCCCUCUCGGAUCAGGAGGACUCGGGAGGCAGCAGCGGGUCGGAGUCCCCGGAACUGGGGCCCGGCGGGCGCCGGCUCCCCAUCUUCAGUCGCCUGUCGGUCUCCGACUAGCAGGUGUGCAGCGACCCUCCGGCGUGGGCCCUGCCCCCCACCCUCUGCUGGGCCUAACGCUUAGGUCGCUGCCUCUCUGCCUAGAGGCUGGGGCCGGUGGGGAGCUACCGUAUCGGGUCAGAGCUGAAGGGGUUAAUCGGUUCCAGGGUUGAGUGUGUUGGGGCAAUAACCUCGGCACUGCCCCCUCUGGGAUCAUAGGCCAGAUCGUCUCCUUCUGGUGUAAAUCUGGGCUCAUUCCAUUCCACUCCCAUUGGAGUCCCACCCCAGUAUUGCAAAAGGGGAGAGAACUAGGCCUGGGAAGUGGGGGUGCUUCUCUCUCCCCGCCCCCCCACCCCCCCAAUCACAUGCCUCAUACCAUUGCUUAUACCAGUGCAUAUUGCUGCUUUAUGGGACCGGGGAUAGAGUCUUGUAACCAACCAUGCAAGGAGGAAAAACCUCUCCCCGGCUUUCACUGGUGAACACAGUCGGGGCUAUUUUUGCUUGGGGGCGGGGGCGGCAGAGACCUCCUGACCUCCACAUCUCUGCAGCCUGGGUCUGUGGGUGGAUUCUGAGUCAGAUCUCCUGACCCAGAGGCCACUGCUGGAAACUCAGAUGCGUGGGACCUUGUGUCUUCCAAAACAAACAAAAAAAGGAAAGUGUUUUUUAACACAAAUAGCCAAGUUGCUGUGAUACGGGUUUUUGUGUGUGUGUGUGGGGGGGGGGGGGGCCUGAUUCUGCUGCUCUGCAUCUCGUGUGGGUAUUUCCACCGGAGCCGGACGCUGCUGUGAGCUGCAGAGCCGGUGUGAACCGGUAGCUCCUUUUUGUAAGCUUUUGGGGAGCCUCUGGUGCCCCGGCUUUGGGCCAGCGCAGGAGGGUGGAUGUGAAGUGAAAUGGACGUGGUGCUGAAGCUCACGGGCCUCGUGUCUCCGAGCGGCCUAGGGCAGGGGAGGUGGGGAACCGAAAAGAAACCGCUUCCUGCUUCAUUCCCUCAGGGUGGGCUGCUGGUGGUAGGAGGGUUGUAGUUUUUAAACAGAUCGUGACCUCUACCCGAGAGCCCUUCUGAGCGUCCUGAACGAGCCGUGUGGCCUUGCUAGCCGCCGGUUGCAGCUGGGGGGCUCUGAGUCUGCCCACUAGGUGCUACUCUCCCUCAGGCUCGGAGGAGCUGGUUGCCACCAUGUGGGGCUUGAUGUGACUUAAACUUGCCAGUCAAACUCUGCACAGCCUGGCUGGGGCGGCAGCUGGCUCUCAUCUUGCCAGCAGGGGGUGCUAGAUUCCAGCAAGGGGAAGAGGGUGAUUGGAUUUCCCCCCCCUGUGGUGUCCAGAUAUAAGUGGGAAGUGGUCCCCUCCUCUCCUCCCUCCCUCGUGACAUCCCAGGUUGGGAAUCCAUGUCCUGAGUCUUCCAUUUGGCAAGUGAUUUCUCCUCCCAAAUUUGUCCUAACUUGGCUGGCCUGCCAGAUUUCUGCCCCCAGCCCCUCUAAUCUCCUCCCGAGUGGUCUGGAUCCUCGUGGCGAGGAGGUAGAGCUGCCUCUUUGCAUGUCAAGCGGGUGGAAUAUGGCAGGAAAUUACCCAGCCUGGGGGACUGUCUGGGAGGAGGCAGAGCUGGUGUUCACCCUACCCACCGUCUACGCCAGGCGAGAUUUCUCCAGGUAGCUCUGUUCCCGCCCAGGCCCUAACACAAGGAAGGGACAGAUUCGUGCUCAUAAGUCGUCUGCUCUGAGCUAAGCUGUUCAAACAUCCAAACUCGCGGGCAAAACCUGCCUGUUUGUUUGGGAGCCGAGACCUUCAGCGAAGCUGACCCGGAGCUUAUGGGCCGAAUCGCUUUAGGGCCAGAUUCUAAAAACCCAAAUGGGCUCCUGAAUUCUCCCCCCCACCACACACACACAUCCCAACCCCAUCAUGUUUCAGAUCCAUCUGCCCCUCCUCGCUGGGCUGGGAAUGGGGCAGUGUUUAGGCUAGGGUUUAAUGUCCCAGUCCCUUCCAAUAGGUAAGAUGGCACCUCACCGGCUCUGCAGCGUCUGCCUGCUGACUGGCUAAUCUAGGUGUCUUUCCCUGUUUCAACCCCUUCAGUUAUUUUGAAGAAAGCCACUAAUCUUUCAAAGGUAGAAGGCUUCCUCUGCUGGGAUAGCGUCGCUGGGCUAGUAGCUAAGGCAAGGACUUUUCAAAGAUGCCUUGGGGGUGGAUUUGACGAUCCCACUCCAGUGGGAAUAGUCUGUUUUCCGCGCAACUGAUCAGACCUGUGCAUCGAAGGGCCGCUUUGUGUGAGGGGGUGGAAAUUGACAGAAUUUCUCCAUGUGCGGAUGCUCUAUUCUGGAAUAAUUCAUGCGCUUCCGAAGCAGAGCAGCCGUUCUGGAAUAAAAUUCGUUCUGAAAUGGAGCAGGGACAUGAGUAAUUCUGCAAGGGUUAUUCCAGUCAAUAUCCAGCCCUUCGUCAAAUUUAGGUUUGAAAAGCCUCGAUCUGUGUUUUUGUUUUAAAUUAUAUUUUAAACUAUUUAUUGUCCUUUUUUUUUUUUAAAUCCUAUUUCUGAUAUUUGGAACCAAAUCUUUGUAGAGGAGCAUAAACUUAUUUUAGUUUGUUUAUCCUGCGCACUGGAACGUCAGGGCCAGCGCCUGCCUUAAGUACCUGACUGUAAACGUGCUGAAUCUAACUUAUUGCGAAAUUGGUUUCCUGUUUAUUUAUAGUGGUUUCACUCUGCUUUUUUUUAUAGAUCUAUAAAAUUAAUAUAAUGGGUGAUUAUUUUUUUAUGGAUUGUAUCUAUUUCCUGACUGUAAUAAAACUGUCUCUUUUUUUUGUG
Molecule: messenger RNA, 3682 nt
Organism: Mauremys reevesii (Reeves's turtle)
Lineage: Eukaryota; Metazoa; Chordata; Testudines; Geoemydidae
Product: mRNA decay activator protein ZFP36L2-like
Exons: 2
Coding region: 55-912 (285 amino acids)
Molecular function (GO): mRNA binding; metal ion binding
Source: RefSeq, a predicted model, not a curated record